Messenger RNA from Ambispora gerdemannii, 160 nucleotides. Lineage: Eukaryota; Fungi; Glomeromycota; Glomeromycetes; Archaeosporales; Ambisporaceae. The record is from the annotation of a GenBank genome assembly.
AUCACUGAGAUCCUUUUGCCAGUAAUUGGCGGUAGAAUAAUAAACAUUACUAGUAGACUUGGCAAAUUAAAACAGAUUCCAUCAAUAAAGUUACAUACCGAAUUCAGCCGGAAACACACAAAUAGUGUUGUAACUGUUCAAGAAGGCUGGCUAACAUCAG